AGAUAUAUUUCAAUAUAGAGGUUGGAGGCUUUAUUUGGGAGUUAUAAGAAGAUAUAUACAGCAAGAUCCUAAAAAUAUUUUGCUACAGCUUUUCCCUCUCUCCUCUACCAAAGAAGUUUCUAAUUGGCUAUUUAACAUUGAAGUCACGUGAUUUAUAGUGCACGUACGUACUUCCUGGUAGCCGUGACGAUUUAAUACUGGUUUAAACGAAUCAUAAACAUUUAAAUGACGUGUCAAUGCUAUUAUAAUACAUGAUUUGAGUGUCUGUGGCUGGAUUUUGUGUCUCCUAAGCCUAUUUAUACUUCCGUCGAGUUUAAAGGCUUACUAAACCACUUGUUGACGACAGCAGUCAGGAUGGAGACCCUGCUCUACUGUAACAGCCUCUCUCGCUCUUGGGGUGACACCGGAACUCUUAAGCGACAUACGACUCUUGAUUUGGAUCAGUCCAGGCCUAGUAAGAAAUCGAAAAUAUACACGCCUCUGACUUCACGCGACCUGAAUAUGUUGAAGCUGAGAUCAGCAGAGCUAGAGCGGCUAGACAUCGCCCACAAUAGACUGACAGAGGAGCAAGAACAGCACGGUGGACGUUUGCUGGAUGCUAUGAAUCAGCCGUAUCAAACUAUAGCUCUCAGCGCCGUCAACGUGCUGCCACAGACCGUGGAUUCUAGCAGUGGUUCCUUUAACGUGCUAUCGUGCCAGCUCCCUAUCAAAUGUGGCCCUGUCAAAGAUGAGCCUCUAACCUUUCUCACGCAGUCUCCGUCAGUGUCCACCAUCAACAUGGAAAAUCAGGAGGAGAUGAAACUUCAGAGGAAACGACAACGAAACCGAAUAGCGGCAUCCAACUGUCGUCGUCGAAAACUGGAGCGAAUUGCGUACCUGGAGAAGAAGGUUCGUCAGAUGAAAGCGGAGAACGACGAUUUCUUGUCUCUUGUGAUGGGACUACGAGAACAAAUGCGUGAUCUAAAACAGCGGGCGAUGGGACACGUGCAGAAUGGCUGCCAAAUCUAACACGGCGGGCGAUUGGUCACGUGCAAAAUGGCUGUCAAAUUACAUUCUAGGAAUCUUCUCCGAUAUUUUAAGUGAGUGAAACUACUUUCUCAGAGAUUCUGUAAAAGUGAACAUAUCACGUAACUACUUUCUAGGAGAUUCUGUAAAAGUGAACAUAUCACGUAACUACUUUCUCAGAGAUUCUGUAAAAGUGAACAUACCACGUAACUACUUUCUAGGAGAUUAUGCAAAAGUGAACAUAUCACAUAACUACUUUCUCAGAGAUUCUGUAAAAGUGAACAUAUCACGUAACUACUUUCUCAGAGAUUCUGUAAAAGUGAACAUAUCACGCAACUACUUUCUCAGAGAUUCUGUAAAAGUGAACAUACCACGUAACUACUUUCUCAGAGAUUCUGUAAAAGUGAACAUAUCACGUAACUAUUUUCUCAGAGAUUCUGUAAAAGUGAACAUAU
Molecule: messenger RNA, 1460 nt
Organism: Limulus polyphemus (Atlantic horseshoe crab)
Lineage: Eukaryota; Metazoa; Arthropoda; Merostomata; Xiphosura; Limulidae
Product: transcription factor AP-1-like
Exons: 1
Coding region: 355-1008 (217 amino acids)
Biological process (GO): regulation of cell cycle; regulation of transcription by RNA polymerase II; regulation of cell population proliferation
Cellular component (GO): transcription regulator complex
Molecular function (GO): transcription factor binding; RNA polymerase II cis-regulatory region sequence-specific DNA binding; DNA-binding transcription factor activity, RNA polymerase II-specific
Source: RefSeq, a predicted model, not a curated record